This is a messenger RNA of Coffea arabica (coffee), 1185 nucleotides long. Its product is annotated as cyclin-dependent kinase inhibitor 4. Gene Ontology annotation, cellular component: nucleus. Gene Ontology annotation, biological process: negative regulation of cyclin-dependent protein serine/threonine kinase activity. Lineage: Eukaryota; Viridiplantae; Streptophyta; Magnoliopsida; Gentianales; Rubiaceae. Gene Ontology annotation, molecular function: cyclin-dependent protein serine/threonine kinase inhibitor activity. The record is from RefSeq and is a predicted model, not a curated record.
UUUCCCCAUCCCUUGUCUCAAACACCAGCCUUAGAUUGAAAAAAGAAAAGGGAAUCCACGGGAAAGUGUGUAAACGAGUCCAAGGGGAAAGCAGAGACACCAAAAAUGGUGGUGAACCAUGCUCAAACCCCGCUUGGUGUACGUACGAGGUCCAUGACUCUGGAACUCAAGCGUUUACAGAAGUUACCUGCUUCACCAUCAGCUACAUCUGCAGCCAUUGGAGAUGGUGGAUCCUAUCUGCAACUGAGGAGCCGUAGGGUGGAAAGGCUCUCACCAUUUGCUGCUAAAGCAAAAACCCGAAAGAUUCUCAAGGGUUCGACUUCAAAGAGCCAGGGAACCGGGCCAGCCAGUGAGAAUCAAGAAAGUGAGAAAGACAAGGGGAAGGGUCCAAUGCUGGAGGAGAAUGAAAAUGAGGAGAAAAACAAUAACCCUGAUGAUUUGAAGGUGAUGGAGUCCUCCUGGGGAGAGAAUAACUUGGAGGCUGAAAGUGCUGAAAGGGCCACAAGGGAGACCACACCAGUCCAUUUGAUUAGGGAUCCAAACGCUCUGGUUCUUCCCCCCUUUUCAAGCACCAGGCGUCGCUACAUCCGCACCACAAGGGCCAAUCCAAGGCAGUUCAUUAACCCGGUAGAAGAUUACCUGAACGCACUUUUUGGUGAUCUUGAAGAGAGGCAUAAAAACAAGUGCAUUGAGAAAUACAACUUCGACUUCGACAAGGAAGAGCCGCUACCUGGCCGUUAUGAGUGGGAGAAAUUGAUGCAUUAAUUUGGUUUAGGAAAAGUGUUACUAGGGGAUGGAAAUCCUUGUAUUUCCAUUGCCGUAUCUUUUAUGUACAAAAUAAAGGGAGUAGGGUAGUGAAGGACUUGUAGACUAAUGAUCUGUGACAUGUUAAAGGAGAUCUUGCAGUGUCGUGUCGUGUCUUUUAUGUACAAAACAAGGGGACUAGGGCAGUGAAGGACUUGUAGACUAAUGAUAUGACUUAUAGAACAUAGAGCUUAAGAAACUCCUUUGUAUAACAGAUUACUAUAUUAGCUCAGUUUCUUCAAUUAGGUUAAGUCCCCUUGUUGUCUAGAAGUUCAUUAGUCGUCAUCGUCGUGGUCGUCGUGGUCGUCGUCAUCGUCGUCAUCAGUCGUCGUCAGUUGUGUUUGUAUAAGUUUCUUUGUUCAUUGUUCGUAACUGUACCGU